AUGCUGUUCGACAAGACUCUGAAGACAGCCAUACUAGAGUAUGAGACACUGCAGAAAAUGGAAGAUGCUUUGAAGUUAUUGAACCCUAUGUGUGACAAUAUAAUGUCAGCAGAAGCAGACAGUACCAUUUUGUUGGAGCUGAGCCCGCAGCCGCCCGAGGCGGCAGAGCGCAGGCGCAGCGCCGGCGACGGCGAGCGCGCCGACGUGCACGUGUGCGUGGCGGCGGCCGGCGACUGCCCGGGCGCGGAGGCGUGCCGGCGCACGGCCGCGGGCCAGCUGGUGGCGGCGGUGCUGCCGCAGCGCGCACAGCGGCUCGGCCGCGUCGCCGUCGAGCGCUGCCGCGGCGUGCACCUGGGCCACGUCACCUACGUGCUGGGGCCCGUCAACUUCACCAGGGUCCUGCAGAAGAACACCAUCUCCCAGCAGAUCAUCGUCACUUCCGACGACGCUCCCGGUGGGCAGGAGGGCGAACCGGAGGUGCAGGUGGUUCGUCGCCUGGAGUGGUUGGCGCAGCCGCCCCUCCACACGCUGACUCCACUGCAGAGGCCGGUCAGCACCGUAGUCAUCAGUCACACGGCGACGGACAGUUCAACGUCGAUGGGCAAGAACACGAUGAUCGUGCGGCGGCUUCAGACGUUCCACAUCGAGGGCCGCAUGUGGCCGGACAUCGGCUACAACUUCAUGGUGGGCAUGGACGGGCAGGUGUACGAGGGCCGCGGCUGGGCGUCGGCGCCCGAGGCGGUGGGCAGCGGGAUGGCGCAGGGCUGCCUCAGCGUCGCCUUCGUGGGCUCCUUCUCGACGCGGCUGCCCAGCGCAGACGCGCUGGCGGCGCUCCACCGGCUGCUGCGUCUGGGCGAGCGCGAAGGCCACCUGGCCGCCGACUACCGCCUCAUCGCCGAGAACCAGCUGGACCCCGACACCGAGAGUCCAGGCCGCGCGCUCGCCGGCCUCAUGCAGGGCUGGCCGCGCUGGGCGCCGCAACUGUGACGUCAUCUGGAGAGGCCGACUAGUGUCUGAUCGGCCGGGAACCACCUGGGCCUGGAACACCGGGAGUUGGGGUCAUGAGUUCACCGGCGUCAUGUGGGAUUGACCGUGCUGGGUGCCACAGCUGUGACAUCGUAUCAGGUCAAACACUAUGUCACACCUGGGGCCUGCUUAUUGUGUGAUUGUGGUGAGCCAGCUGGACCUGGAGACUGGGCCGUGUGGCCUUUGGACUCAUGUCUGAAUGGACGCUCUGUGUGCCAUAGCUGUGGCGUCAUACGAUGUGAAACACCAUGUGACAUCCAGCUGUGGACUGCCAUGUGCUCACCGAGCUGGACCUGGGUACUAAACAGCCCUGGGAUGUACAUGAUAGCCUCAUUCACAGCUGGAAAUGCCUGGCUCCAAACUUUAGGUGCUGUCACACUCUGUAGAACACCCAGUGGUGGGCAACCUUGUGAUUGAUGACAGUCUUGGACAGUGAGACCCCUGCCAGUACACUCAUUGGCCUCAUAUACGACUGAUAACGCUGGGUGUCACGGCCGGAAUGUAUCACUAAGCCACAUGCUCAGAAAUCUGAUUUGAGGCUUUGAGUCGCCGUAAAUUGAUCUCUGACAGCUACUGCGGGCUGCACAACUCCGCUUCGCAUGCCUCGCCAAUAGCGUAAUGCGAUUGUGUGAACGUCUCUGUUGCAUCAGCUCAGUGUCGUCAUAGCUCUGUAGACGGCCAUUGUUUUCGCCUGCAACCAUUAGCACUUCACAACUGAAACCUGACGACAGUACUGAGAGCUGUCAGGGAUCCUCUGUCGCAGUCUCGACUGUAGCUAUGUGUCGAACUAGAAUUAUAUUAAUACCGUCAGCUGCUCACGGUCGUUGAUAUAUAUCAACGGGGACAGGUGAAAAUGUGUGCACCGACCGGGACUCGAACGCGGGAUCUCGUGCUUACAUGGCAGACGCUCUAUCCAUCUGAGCCACCGAGGGCACAGAGGAUAGUGCGACUGCAGGGACUACCCGCGCACGCCUCCCCCAAGAUUCACAUCCUCACCUUUAAUAUCCACACACUACGUCUGUAGUGUCCCAUCCCAACACACUCAUUACUCGUGGAAGACAUUCUUUCCAAGUCUCUUAAGAGUUCGGGGAAUAUGUGUGCAUCCGCACAGAAGAGGAAGGUCGUGGCCGGUAUUGCCAGAACUAUAUAUUUAUAUGGAUAUGGUGUCUGUUCUUUCGGACAUGUCCGAAAGAACAGACACCAUAUCCAUAUAAAUAUUUAUGCAUCUGUGUGUGGUGCCACGUGUGCUAACAUGUGUCGUCACACACUGUAUGGCACCUUGCUGCCUACCAACAGUCUGCUUGUUGCGGACAUUCAAAACAAGCGCAACGGGUUCAUGUUGGAGUGCCUGUCUGGAUUUGCAGUCAUGAUAUAACGCACCAUAGUGUGUGUUGUGGCUGUGAACUGCUUUUAAAUGCUUUCGAAUAGGCACCCUGAGCCAAGAUGAUCAACAACUGACUGAAGACAAUCGGUUAAUGUGCACAUCCUGGUAACUGAUUCUUAAUGCAUGACGUGAACAGUAGAAGAUCAAAAACGUAAGAUACUGUAUUCACAGAUGCUGUGAUUACAUUUCGUGAAGUUCGUUUCCCACAGCUCGUAGGUAACAAAAAAUUUCGAUCAUCUGAUAGUCAUCAGAUCAAAUAAAGUGAAAAUCAUCCUGCGAAACUGCCACAUUAGCAAUAUGCAGUACAUAAUCAACAGUAAAAUGCAUUGCUGUAGUUAAUUAAUCUUUGAACGCUGUCAUAACUAGACUCCCUCCCUUUGUAUGGAGUGCAGUCUGCAGGGUUGAGAAUGAACAUGUUACGUGAGUUGUACACUGGACACAAUUUCCGUGUGAGCUUUGAAGGUAUUCCAAAGGGCUGCAAGACAAAGAAAGUUCUGAGUUUAUUGAUUUAUCGAGAUUAGUGCCACUAAACAAUUUAACUGAAUAAAAGUAGGGAAGGAAAUUGGAGACGACUUAACUGAAGGGACAAUCUCAGAAUCUACUUGGAACAGUUUAGGGAAACCCAGAAAACCUAAGCGUAGUAGGACGGGGAUUUGAAACACUCUGCUCCAUGGAAGUCAGUCCGCUCUGUUAACGGCUGUGCCGCCACGCCUGGUACUGACAAGUGAGUUCCUUCCCACAAACCACCUCAGGCAACUUUUCUGAGAGACACGAAAUCUCAUCUGGAGUACGAAAAAUGUACUUUUGGUUGUAGCACUAACCUAACACAGUUCAAAGUAAGUUUCAUUUUUUGUUUUGGUUUUAUCGUGUCUACAAAGACGUAAUUAUAAAUAGAACUCUGCUUUAGGAGGAUAGUGAAAGCCAUCAGCGAGGAUUGUUGGAGAGGCACAAAGAAGGGGGCUCGACUAUAGUCUUGCUCAUCUAUGCGUUAUUCUUCAAAGAAUAAGCAGAAUCAUGAAGAUCUUCGUGUUCUGGAAUAAAAGCAGUACAUCAGCCAAAUCUCUCACGAAAGGUAGUGUGGUUUCUUACUCUGAGUUUACCAUUGUCGUAAGAGAGAUUGUAUCGAGGAAGUACAUAGUACUUUGGGACGGGAAAUGACAGAAAAUUUCGAAAUUACAUAAUUUUUAAAAUAAAGCCAUAUGAUGUUGUCAAAGCCAUAGGGUUUUGUUAUACAAACAUUUUGUUUAGAGGUAGGUCUCUCACCAGCUAUGCAGAGGGAUAUUCAAUUUAAUGUGGACAGUGAACCAUGGCACAAUUAUCUUUUUUCACACUAAAAAAAAAAGGAAUUGGACUACCUACAAAUGGAAUAUUUGUACUUGAAGUAUAGGCCU
Schistocerca americana (American grasshopper) is the source of this 3801-nucleotide messenger RNA. Its product is annotated as peptidoglycan-recognition protein LE-like. The transcript has 4 exons. The record is from RefSeq and is a predicted model, not a curated record. Gene Ontology annotation, biological process: peptidoglycan catabolic process. Bases 1 to 987 code for a protein of 328 amino acids. Gene Ontology annotation, molecular function: N-acetylmuramoyl-L-alanine amidase activity; zinc ion binding. NCBI's taxonomy places the organism in Eukaryota, Metazoa, Arthropoda, Insecta, Orthoptera, Acrididae.